Molecule: messenger RNA, 731 nt
Organism: Vicia villosa (hairy vetch)
Lineage: Eukaryota; Viridiplantae; Streptophyta; Magnoliopsida; Fabales; Fabaceae
Exons: 3
Coding region: 102-614 (170 amino acids)
Molecular function (GO): ubiquitin protein ligase activity
Source: RefSeq, a predicted model, not a curated record
AAAAAAUCGUUCUCCCUUUUAUUUGCUUUCUCUGUAAUUUCUCUAUUCAAGGCACACGUAAAAUUAAGAUUCAAAAAAAUCAUAACAUUGUAUUGUUCAAAAUGUCACAUGAAUGUUUAACAUGCGACAAAAAAUUCCAGAUUUCAUGUCAAGCGACAUGUUAUCACUGGAUCUGUGGAACAUGUAUGAUGUAUAUUUGGAUGUGGCGAGAUUUUGAGCGCUGCAAAUGUCCAAUUUGUGAUAAACCCGUCGAUUUUUUGAUUCCAACGUUAAAGAACAAAUCUCGUCAAAACCCUCAAGUUUUGGCUAAAAUACAUGCUUACAACCAUAUGUUUGGUCCUAUAUCUAACUUUCCAUUUUUCUUUCUUUAUCAUGUGCUUUUUAGGGAUCUUCUUACCAAUAAUGUAUCCUCUACUAUUCUUUUGAAUGCUGGAUUCUUCAUUAGUUUUACAAUGAAUCUUGCGUACAUGUUAAGCCCUUUAAGAGAGAAAUUUGGAAUAAUAAUAGUUUAUCUAUUAUGGCUAAUCUGGUUAUCACGUACUGCUUCUGUCUAUAAAUCGGAACUUUGCAUCCGUCACGGUGGUAAUUUUAGAGGGUGGAAAAUUAUAACAUGAGAGGGUGAAGUAGAGCCUAUUAGAUUUGAAGAUUCAAAUGAAAUUUCAUUCACAAAUAUUCAAAUGAUAUACGGUAUCUGUCUCUGCAGAUAAUAUAUUUAUAAUGUUUUUAACAUA